Messenger RNA from Eimeria mitis, 2508 nucleotides. RefSeq lists its product as uncharacterized. The transcript is spliced from 4 exons. Bases 1 to 2508 code for a protein of 835 amino acids. NCBI's taxonomy places the organism in Eukaryota, Apicomplexa, Conoidasida, Eucoccidiorida, Eimeriidae. Gene Ontology annotation, cellular component: nucleus. Gene Ontology annotation, molecular function: transcription cis-regulatory region binding. The record is from RefSeq and is a predicted model, not a curated record. Gene Ontology annotation, biological process: regulation of transcription by RNA polymerase II.
AUGGCAGCAGCAGCAGCAGCAGCAGCAGCAGCAACACCGCCGCAUCAAGCAACACAGCAGCAGCAGCAGCAGCAACAGCAGCAGCAGCAACAGCAGCAGCAGCAGCAGCAGCAGCAGCAGCAUGAGCUGCCUUUUAAUAUACACAGAAACAACAGUGGAUGCUGUGCUGCUGCUGCUGCUGCAGUGGGGCUCUCCCCCUAUGCUCACCAGGAUAUGAUGGCAGCAGCAGCAGCAGCAGCAGCAGCAGCAACACCGCCGCAUCAAGCAACAGCAGCAGCAGCAGCAGCAGCCGCUGCUGCUGCUGCUGCUGCACAAACUGCAGCAGCAACUCCGCCAACUGUCGAUAUGCUCGGAUCCAUAGAACAGCAGCAGCAGCAGCAGCAGCAGAAGCAGCAGCAACUGCUGCUGCAGGAGCAGCAGAUGUUCCCGCAUACACCGCAGCAGCAACAGCAGCAGCAGCAUCUCCUGCUGCAGCAGCAGCAGCAGCAGCAGCAGCAUGGGGCUCUGCUGCAGCAUGACAUCGGUUCGCAGAUGCAUCAGCCCUUGCUGCUAGCUCACGACCAGCAGCAGCAGCAGCAGCAGCAGCUCCUGCUGCAGCAGCAGCAGCAGCAGCAGCAGCACCUAGCUGGUGCUGCUCUGCCCCUGUCUUAUACACCGCAGCAACUGCAGCAACUGCAGCAGCUGCAGCAGCUGCAGCAGCCCUAUCUAACGGAUGGGAGCCCGCAGCAGCAGCAGCAGCAACAGCAACAGCAGCAGCUGCUACCGCUGCUGCGUCACCCCCAAAGACUCCCCCGGUUGCAGCAGCAGCAGCAGCAGCAGCAGCAGCAGCAGCAGCAGCAGCUCGAGACGCCAGCAGCAGCAGGAGCAGCAGCAGCAGCAGCAGCAGCAGGAGCAGCAGCAGCAGCAGCAGGUGCAGCAGCAGCAGCAGCAGCUGCUGCUGCUGCUGCUCCUAGUCUAGCAGGCCAACAUACUGUAGAGGAACACCCAAACCACGACGUUUCUUUUGCUGCUGCUUCUGCUGCUGCUUCUGCUGCUGCUUCUGCUGCAGCACAAACAGCAGGCGGCCAUCAGAGGCAAAUAAAAGAUGCAGCAGCAGCAGCAGCAGCAGCAACUGCAACAGCAGCAGCAGCAGGACUCGAUUGGGGAUGCUGCCGCUGCUACCACUGCGGCGCCCCCCAAGGACCCGCAGCAAAAGCCAGCAGCAAAGACUAUCAGCAGCAGCAGCAGCAGCAGCAGCAGCAGCAGGAGCUGUUGCUGCCACUUAAGCCGGUGAAGACAGAGACUGGCGACGCUGCAGCAGCAGCAGCAGCUGCAGCAGCAGCAGCAGCAGCAGCAGAUUCGUUGGUGUUUUCCGAGCAGCUGGGGGGCUGGGUGGCUGUGCCUAAGCUAGCAGCAAAAGACGAAUCAAAAAGCAGCAGCAACAACAGCAGCAGCAGCAGCAGCAGCAGCAGCAGCAGAUGCAUGCGGCUCUUCGCAUGCUUUCCUGUGGGGCAGGGAGAGAGCCUCGCAGCAGCACGAGAGGCGGCCUUGGCGUGCGCAUGCUUUCCUGUGGGGCAGGGAGAGAGCCUCGCAGCAGCACGAGAGGCGGCCUUGGCGUGGCUGCAGCAGCAGCAGCAGCAGCAGCAGCAGCAGCAGCAGCAGCAGAAGCAGGAGAAGCAGGAGAAGAAGGAGGAGCAGCAGCAAAAGAAGGAACAGCAGGAGCAGGAGCAGCAGCAAGAACAGCCUCAGCAGCAGCAGCAGCAACAGCAGCAGCAGCAGCAGCAGCAUACAGACGGUAGUCCUUCGAUGCUAGCAGCAGCAGAUGACUCUACCAGCGAACCAAGUGCUGCUGCUGCUGCUGCUGCUGCUGCUGCUGCAGUGGCGCUAUCUGAGAGAGAAGAUGAUGCGGCGGGCUGUACAUCCCCCAGCAGCAGCAACUCAGCAGCAGCAGCAGCAGCAGCAGCAACAGCAGCAGCAGCAGCAGCAGCAGACACACGGUUCAAGCGGAAGGCCGCCGCCAGUGAUUUGGGGCCCCCAGCAAUUCGCCAUAGAGAAGCAGCAGCAAGCAGCAGCAGCAGCAGCAGCAGCAACAGCAGCAGCAGCAGCAGCAACAACAACAGCAGCAAUACUGAUGUCAGUGAAGUUUAUGAUGAUGAUAAGGAUGCAGCAGACCAGCAGCAUCAGCAGCAGCUGCAGCAACAGCAGCAGCAGCAGCAACAGCAGCAGCAGCAGCAGCAGCAGCAGCAGCAGCAGCAAGACGUUCCAGAAGUUGCUGCUGUUGCUGCUGCUGAUUCUCCUUUGUUUCCUCUCUGGUUACAGGAGCAGCAGCAAGGAGGCCCACAGCAGCAGCAGCAGCAGCUGCAGCAGCAGCUGCUGCAGCAGCAGCAACUGCAGCAGCAGCAACAGCAGCAGCAGCAGCAGCAGCAGCACAGCAGCAGCGGGCUGCUGCUGCAGCAACCCCCCCAGUGUGGGGCGCAGCAGCAGCGGCUGAUGGUUGCUGCUGCAGCAGAGCUAUGUGGAUCCCGCUAA